CCAGCAGUGAUUUCUUUCGCUUAACUCGGACGAGGGAAAGCUGCACUGACAGAUACCCCAAGAGUGCUGCUACGGCCCGAAAGCAUCGGCGGAUUAUUGCUGUAAUUUUGAAUUUGGUGGAGUACACAAAAAACGCCUGAAUUCGACAGCGGACUCUUUUUUUUUAACCCGUUAGAUAUCCAGAUUGGAAACUAUGAAGUUUUCAACAUUCGCACUUCUCGUUUAUGCGCUCGUGGCUUUCACCCUGGUGAGCAGCGCCUCUAUAGACAGGUAUGAGGGCGAGAAACCUGCACAAACAACCGUGAUUCACCUGUUACACACAUCAGAGACACAGAAUGAAAAAAGACCUGCUGAGGACAGCAAGCACGUGAGCUACCAGGAGGAGGAGGCGGGUGAAGAAUAUGACAGCUAUGAAGAAUACGAAUUGUCAGGAGAUUAUGAGAUACCUCGAGUCGCAUUUUCAAGCAAACCUAAAGAUCCGAGUACAGUACUGAAUGCAGAGAGGCGUGAAACUAAGGAGAGAAGGGGAAAGGGGCAGAAAAAGGGGAAGGGGAAAAAGAGGAACCCGUGCCUGAAGAAAUAUAAGGACUUCUGCAUUCACGGGACAUGCCACUACCUGAGGAAGAUCGGCCCCUCGUGCAUUUGUAACCAAGGUUAUUCCGGAGAGAGAUGCCACUCGUUCUCGCUGCCUGUAUGGAACCGGGAUGAAGGUUACGAUCGCACAACGGCGCUGGCUGUGGUCGCUGUUGUUCUCUCCUCGCUCUGUCUCACCAUCAUUGGACUUCUGUUGGCUCUCAGGUUUCACAAACGAGGCACGUAUGACGUAGAGAAUGAGGAGAAGGUUAAGCUCGGCACACCCCCACAUCACUAACACAUAGGAGCCCGUGAAGACUGUGUGGAACUUCUACCUCAAAAUAAAAUGGAGAAGUGAAUUGCCAGGAAGACAAGCACAGUGCACUUGAAAAGAAGGAUGACUAGCUGUGCCGCAGGAGUCAGAGCUUCUCUAUGAGAGGCUGUACUUCCAUAUGAUUCACUGGGAGGUUCAGAAAGACGGUCCCAUCAGCCCAGAACCUGAUGAACACUGGAACUCUCUUUGGCCAAGUGAAUCUACACUGAGGAAAAGUGGACAUUUUGGGGCGAGAGUUUGUCUGGGUAACUCCCCAGAGUUGAGACUGUAGUCUGGGCUGGGACAUUUAUCAUUUCCUCAGAGAGAAACAAACCGGUCCCCAAAAUUGCUUGUUUUUACCAGUUGUCUUUUUCUAUGUUGCAUUGUGCACUGUAAAUAUUAAUUGUUUAUGCCUUUCUUUUAAUUUAUUUAUUUAUAUUAUUAAUAUUUAUUCAGAUUUAUACCAACCUUGUCCAGCCCUAACACACUGGCCACGUGUUUAAAAAGGACUACAUAGUGUUUUAUGUUUAAUAAUAUGCUAUUUAUUAAAAUUUUAGAAAUCUUAGAGAUUUAAGUGCUUUUCAGAAGUAAUAGACAAAAACUGUAGCAUAAAAAUGAAAAACUACUUUGUUGCUAUUUUAAUAUUUGCAUUAGUCAUGAAAUAUAACCUAAAUCUUUUAAGUAUUUUUCCCUCCAUUACAGUGUUAAAUGUGCUCAUAGAUGUGUUUUGACAUUUCAUAGGAAUAUUCACAAAUGAUUGAACACACCUUUUAAAUGUCAAUAUUGGUGUGUUUAUGGAGAAAAACAAAAAACAUACAGUUUCAUUUGGCCAGUAAACUGUUUACACUGUCAAAUCAGUGUGUUGUUGUGAAAUGUGAAUUAAAUGUCCUGCUAUAACAAAA
Molecule: messenger RNA, 1788 nt
Organism: Electrophorus electricus (electric eel)
Lineage: Eukaryota; Metazoa; Chordata; Actinopteri; Gymnotiformes; Gymnotidae
Gene: hbegfa
Product: heparin-binding EGF-like growth factor a
Biological process (GO): epidermal growth factor receptor signaling pathway; positive regulation of cell population proliferation
Molecular function (GO): growth factor activity; epidermal growth factor receptor binding
Source: RefSeq, a predicted model, not a curated record